This is a messenger RNA of Linum trigynum, 1144 nucleotides long. NCBI's taxonomy places the organism in Eukaryota, Viridiplantae, Streptophyta, Magnoliopsida, Malpighiales, Linaceae. The record is from the annotation of a GenBank genome assembly.
GAGCUCAAUCGAGAGCUCUAUCAUUUGGUAUCAGAGCCCGUUUCUUGGGUUCGUGAGCAAACGAAGAACGGCGAUCGAGAUGGUGUCAACGAAGUUCUUGCAAGCAAUUGAGAAGGCCACCAAGGCGAUGAAGAGGAUCCCUAUUCUACCAGAACCAGCCAGGGGGUGACUCGGUUUAUGACAUGUAUGGUUCGUAUCACCCUGCCUAUGAUGGAACUGAUGGGAUGGUCUUUCGAGCCAAGCCCCCGAUCAUUGAGUUCCCGAAAUUUAACGGUCAGGAGGAUGCAGGGCUGUGGUUGUAUGAUGCGGAGAGGUGGUUCAGGAAUCACCCCAUACCGGAGGAGAGGAAGACGCAUCUAGCGUCCAUCUACUUAGAAGGUGAAGCACUACAGUGGUGGGAGUGGAUGAAGAGAUCCUAUGGGGCAGCGGGAACCUUGAUCACCUGGCCGAUGUUUCAGGAGGAGCUCCGUUACCAGUUCGGUAAAUCGGAGGGGUGCGCCCCGGAGCAGUUGGCUAAGCUGAAGCAGACCGACUCAGUUGCGGAUUAUCUUGCGGAGUUCUUCAAGCUGGGCAAUCAAUAUCGUGGGGUCCCAGAGGAUACAUUGGUGGGGAUGUGUAUGACAGGCCUAAAGCCGGAGAUUGCUGCUGCCAUCCGGGCCUUUGAGCCGGACUCCUUGAAAUCUGCUUUUCGUCUUGCAAGGUAUAAGGAAGAGGAGCUUGCGAGUUGGAGGAGCACCAUAGGGCACUACCCGCGAACCAGUGGCGCGGGGAGCAGUGGCGGAGCUGGCAGUGGAGGAGGAGGAGGAGACGUUGCUGGAGCAACCGCGGGAGCUGGAGGAUCAGCGGCGGCGCCGGCGCCAGUGGCUACGGCGAAGGGUGGGAUGCGGCCGCCACCGAAAGGGUUCGUGCGGUUGUCGCCUGUGGAGAUCGAGCAGAAGAGGCGGGAAGGGAAGUGCUUUAAUUGUGGCGAGAGGUUCACGAUCGGUCACAAGUGUGCACGUCCCGACUUGAUGAUGCUGGUCGGAAGGUGGGAGGACGAGGCAGAGGAUGAGGCGAGAGAAGGAGAAGAAGCAGUGGAAGGCUAACAACCUUGAGGACAAGGUUGUUUUGAAGAGAGCGGGAAUGAUAAACGAUUUGAUUAUUU